Messenger RNA from Cherax quadricarinatus, 5163 nucleotides. Lineage: Eukaryota; Metazoa; Arthropoda; Malacostraca; Decapoda; Parastacidae. The record is from RefSeq and is a predicted model, not a curated record.
AGGUAGUUGAAAUAGGUAAAUGGACGACUCUUGUACUCAAAUGCUGGAAUGAAAGGAGUACAGUGGACCCCCACUUUACGAUCACCUCCCACUGCGACCAAUUAUGUCAUUCUGAUAAUGGAGGCUGGCACUUGUGUCAAUACUACAGGUCAUCCUGGUACAAGAAGGUGGCACUUGUAGUGUCAACACUGCAGGUCAUCCUUGUACAAAGUGGCACUUAUAUCAAUACUCCAGAUCAUCCUGGUACAAGGUGGCACUUGUUGUGUCAGUACUGCAGGUCAUCCUGGUACAAAGUGGCACUUGUACUGCAGGUUAUCCUGGUACAAGGUGAUACUUGUAGUUCCAACAUCAGUGUUAGAAAUCUCCUGUAAGUUCUACAAAUACUAUAAUGUAUAAUGUGACAACACUAACUACAGUAUUAAUGCAAUGACAACACCAUCUACAGUGUCAAUAAUAACUACCGUGGUAAUACAGUAACAUUAACUACAGUGUAAAUAAUAGUGACAACAAUAGUGUUAAUAGUAACAACACGAGGGUGUUGAUACAGUGACAAUUAGUGUUGAUAAUAAAGAUAAUACUAACCACAGUGUUAAUACAACAGUUACAGUGUCAGCAACAGUGUCAUGUGGUUAAUGCGUCAUAAAUAUCAGCUAGUUUCAUCACAUUCCUUGGACACACUAUUACCCUUACAGGUUUAGUGCUUCUUAUAUUUAUAAUAACAGUAUUUUACAGAAAUAUUUUUAUGUGAAAUAAGAUAUCUCAAAAUCUCCUCUGGUUAAACAGGUUAAUACAUUUGAGAAUUUAUUGUUCACUAUGUCCAAAAUACUUGGAAAACAAUGUGUUGAGGCAACACAAUGUACAGUUGUUCAUGUACGAGGCCAAUUAGAUCAACAAUCACACUCACUCAAACAAUCUUCACAACAACCUCGGUGUGAAUAUCUGACCAAAUUUAUUACAGACAAAAAAACACCUCAAUGUUCAGUGUGUCUGAAAGAUUUUUCUAAAAAUUGUUACUUGCUACAGCACAUGAGAACUCACACUGGAGAGAAGCCAUAUCAGUGUUCAGAAUGUCUGAAAGACUUCUCUGUAAAAUCAAGGUUAAUAAGACACAUGAAAACUCAUACUGGAGAGAAGCCAUAUCAUUGUUCAGAAUGUCUAAAAGACUUUUUUUAUGAGUCUAAUUUAGUUAGUCACAUGAGAAUUCAUACUGGAGAGAAGCCAUAUCAGUGUUCAGAAUGUCUGAAAGAUUUUUCUACAGAAUCAAAUUUAGUUAGUCACAUGAGAACUCAUACUGGAGAGAAACCAUAUCAGUGUUCAGAAUGUCUGAAAGACUUCUCUCGAAACUCAUGUUUAGUCAGUCACAUGAGAAUUCAUACUGGAGAGAAGCCAUUUCAGUGUUCAGAAUGUCUCAAAGACUUUUCCACAAAAUCAAGAUUAAUAAGACACAUGAAAACUCAUACUGGAGAGAAGCCAUAUCAGUGUUUAGAAUGUCUAAAAGACUUUUCUAGAAGGUCAUGUUUAGCCAGUCACAUGAGAACUCAUACUGGAGAGAAGCCAUUUAAGUGCUCAGAAUGUCUGAAACACUUUCCUGUAAAAUCAAGAUUAAUAAGACACAUAAAAACUCAUACUGAAGAGAAGCCAUAUCAAUGUUCAGAAUGUCUGAAAGACUUUUUUUAUAAGUCUAAUUUAGUCAAUCACAUGAGAACUCAUACUGGAGAGAAGCCAUAUCAGUGUUUAAAAUGUCUGAAAGACUUUUCGACAAAAUCAAAUUUAUUUAGUCACAUGAGAACUCAUACUGGAGAGAAGCCAUAUCAGUGUUCAGAAUGUCUCAAAGACUUUUCUCGAAAGUCUGAUUUAACGAAUCACAUGAGAACUCAUACUGGAGAGAAACCAUAUCAAUGUUCAGAAUGUCUGAAAGACUUUUCAACAAAAUCAAAUUUAUUUAGUCACAUGAGAACUCAUACUGGAGAGAAGCAAUAUCACUGUUCAGAAUGUCUCAAAGACUUUUCUCGGAAGUCUGAUUUAAUGAAUCACAUGAGAACUCAUACUGGAGAGAGGCCAUAUCAGUGUUCAGAAUGUCUCAAAGACUUUUCGACAAAAUUAAGUUUAGUUAGUCACAUGAGAACUCAUACUGGAGAGAAGCAAUAUCAGUGUUUAGAAUGUCUGAGAGACUUUUCUCGAAAGUCUGAUUUAAUGAAUCACAUGAGAACUCAUACUGGAGAGAAGCCAUACCAGUGUUCAGAAUGUCUCAAAGACUUUUCUGUAAAAUCAAAUUUAGUUAGUCACACGAGAACUCAUACUGGAGAGAAGCCAUAUCAGUGCUCAGAAUGUCUUAGAGACUUUUCUCGAAACUCUGAUUUAAUGAAUCACAUGAGAACUCAUACUGGAGAGAAGCCAUAUCAGUGCUCAGAAUGUCUCAAAGAUUUUUCUACAAAAUCAAAUUUAGUCAGUCACAUGAGAACUCAUACUGGAGAGAAGCCAUAUCAGUGUUCAAAAUGUCUCAAAGACUUUUCUGCUAAAUCGGGAUUAGUUCGUCACAUGAGUACUCAUACUGGAGAGAAGCCGUAUCAGUGUUCAGAAUAUCCGAAAGACUUCUUUUAAAAGGAGCUUAAGUAAGUCACAUGAGAAGUCAUACUGAAGAGGAACCUUUGCCAGAAGUGGUGUCAAGUUUCAUGCAUCAAUAUUGUUACCUGUACCAACACUGAUAUUAAAGUAGCGAAGUGUUUUGGGGUCUCCUUGGAAGACACAAGAUAGUGGGAGCAUAUUACAUCAUAAACUAUAGAAACACUAACAAAAAAAAAAAAAAUCCUUUGAGGAAUUGAGUUUUAUAUGACUGGAAAGUGAAGAAUUAACCCCUUGACUGUCGCAACCCCCAAUCCUGAGGUGUCUCCUGGUGUCGCAAAAUUUAAAAAAAAAAAUUAUUUUUUCUUAUGAAAUGAUAGAGAAUCUUUUCUCGAUUGUAAUGACACCAAAAAAACGAAAUUUGAUGGAAAACUGACGGAAUUAUGCUUUCGCGAAGUUAGCGACCUCGGCGAUAUUUACAAAUAGGCGAUUUCGCCCACUUUGAGUCCUAUUUUCGGUUAAUUCCGUUGUUCCAGUCGACCAAACUCAUAGCUAUUUCUCUAGAACUCCAUUUUUUCUAUCGAUUGAGUACAAGAAACUGCCCAUUUACCGAUUUCAACUACCCAAUAAUGUGGUCAGAAAUUUGCAAUUUGGCCAAUUUCACGAAAAUUAAAAAAUAUGACAAUUUCAAAAUAAGGUCCAGAAUGAACAAUGCAGACAUUCCUGGCUCUAAAAUAACAUUUUCUUUGUUCAUCAGUCAUGUCUCCUGGCCCCUCUGAUAUUACUCUUGCUUUCUAUUUUGAACUUUUAUUCAAACAAAAAAUAGAAGACUUACUGUUAUGCAGACUACUGCAAUAUUGUAAUAAUUGUACAAAUAAUGUCAACCCAUUCAUGACUGCAUAUUAGAAUGGCUAGUUGGACAUUUAUUGGACAAUGACAUCAUUUGUUUACUUUUGAACAUUGGCAAAAAUCAAACAUUUUCCCUACUUUGAGCUCCAUUUCCAGGUUCUUUUUAUAGUAAAAUCAAUCAAAAUCACCUCUAUUUCUAUAAUAUGUUUUCCAUUCUAUCAAAUGAGACCAAGAAAACGAGAAUACAACCAUAAAUACUAUACGAAAAUAGACCAUAAACUCGGCAUUUUAAUUAAAAAAAACGGUCGGAGUUUUUUUUUUCUCAUUAUGCACUGCGUGCUCCAGAAUUUUUUUUAUAUGGUGCACACUGACCACACAGACCCAUUCUCUCACAUGUGGGCCUACCAGCUUUCUCCUUGAUUUGAAGCCGCUAGAAUUUAUGAGUAUAUAUACGUCAAACAUGGUACCUCGUAAGACGUAUAUAUACGGCCGCGACAGUCAAAGGGUUAAGAGAGGAUCUAGAAAGUACAGCAUGUCACAAUGAAACGUGGGGAUCAGAAAGCAGGACAGCAGGGGGAACUCAGUGAUGCAAGAUAAUGUUCAAGUUGGUGCUGUCAGCCCUGGUGCUUCCUUCAAAGACUAGAAAUUUGUCUGGACUGCCUCCAAGUGAGAUGCUUACCCUAGCAGGUGCUGUUGACACAGACCCCGAGAAUAGUUCUCAGUCUCAAGUAAUUUAUGGGACACUUUUCCAUAUAUAACUGAACUCGCAAGAAAAAUUCCCAACUACAUGCACAAAUAAAAGGACUAUCUUACUUGGUGGAGAAUAAUGUCACCAGGUUCUUCCAGUCUCCUCAAGACUUAGACCCCUCUGGUCUCUCACCUUCAUGACAACACGUGCAGUGAAGGGCUUAAUUUCUGCAAGUAUUCAGAAGGUAUUAGUGUCCUACCUGCACCUCAGCUCUCUGAUUUCAAAGGAUAUUCCCAAAGCCAUAUUUAUGCAGUAAGUGAUGCUAGCUUCCAGACUAAUGCUUAAGGGGAGAUGCCCACAAUUAUUACCUUUCAGUGGGCAUUUGCCCGCUUAUAACCCACAGCUCAAAUGACGCACCUUCCUCAGAAUAUCGCCGGCCAGCUAUACUUAUACUAAGAGAAAUGAAAGGUAUUGUCUUACUGUGGGGACCUGGAUAGAGACGAAUACCCACAGUACAUUGGGAAGCCUCUAUGAUUCUUUAUUCCUCAGGCCAAGUAUUUUGGAGACACGUGGGGCACCAAGCUGUAGCUCUGGGUACUGUUGUCUCCACGGUGUCCAGUCCAAGAAGGGAGAGCUGGCAUCUCUCUCCCGCCUAAUUCAAGCAUGGGGUUGCCAGUUCUCCUUGGCUAACAUAACCUAAUAUUCACCUUUAUUAAAAGCCUAAGCCUACCAAUGUUAAGGCCCUAGGAUUACAUUAUUAAUAUCUAAAGUUGCCUCAAUAAUCCUAAUAUUAGUUACUAACUGUAUAAACUGUAGGUAGUAGGUUGGUAGACAGCUACCGCCCAGGGAGGUACUACCGUCCUGCCAAGUGAGUGUAAAAUGAAAGCCUGUAAUUGUUUUACAUGAUGGUAGGAUUGCUGGUGUCUUUUGUCUGUCUCAUAAAUAUGCAAGAUUACAGGUAAGUCUUGCUACUUCUACUUACACUUAGGUCACACUACACAUACAUGUAUAAGCAUAUAUAUACACACCCCUCUGGGUUCUCUUCUAUUUUCUUUCUAAUUCUU